AUGAGCAGCAUUGCCCAUGAUUCGGCUGCCGGGUCAGCAAAGCCCCUCAUCUUCGUGCUCACCCUUGGCGAAGAGCAGGCCCAGCUCACUUUCCAGGAGUCUCAUGCGAGCUUCUUGAACGAGCUCUUCGAGAGAGCAACCGUAUGGCACGCAAAGACGACAGAGAAAGCAUUCACCUUGUUUACUCAAUGUUCCGACCCACACGCCAUAUUCGUCGCUGAUGGAGGAAUCGCGCGCGCCAGGUGCGAAGUCAUAUCGCGGAGGCUCGUGCAGUAUGCCGCAAGUGGUGGCAUCGUCGUCUUUGGCGGCGGGUUUGCUGCCUCAAGCCACGAAAACUUGGAGAAGAUCAUGAAGCAGACCUGGGACCUCCCAUGGAAUUUCGGUUCCUACCAGCGCACCACGCUGUCCCUGAAUUCUCAGGCAAUCAGCUCGACCCUCGAGAGCAAACUGCCGGCAUCGUAUAGCCUGACAGCUCUCUAUGUCUACGGAAUGCAGCCAUGCGAGGCGUGGUACCUCCCGACUGAGUGUUCCAUUGUUGAGGAUCAUGUGCCUGGCCCUGGACCAGUUGCCGACUUCAAUGAGUCGCCCAUCAUUUUCGCUCGCUAUGGAUCCGGACAUGUUGGAUACAUUGGGGAUGUCAAGCCUGAGAACGGCACAAUCCUUGCGAUGCUUGCGAUGUUGGGCUUGCUUACCGAAUGA
This is a messenger RNA of Trichoderma virens Gv29-8, 699 nucleotides long. RefSeq lists its product as uncharacterized. The coding region runs from base 1 to 699 and encodes 232 amino acids. Lineage: Eukaryota; Fungi; Ascomycota; Sordariomycetes; Hypocreales; Hypocreaceae. The transcript has a single exon. The record is from RefSeq and is a predicted model, not a curated record.